GAGGGACGUGAAACAGAGGAUGUUACGCGGUGUCUUUCAACUGGUGACGGGAGUAACUCGUGGUUUAGGAGGUAGAAAAGUUCACAGAAGAUUCCCAAAUGUCGAUGAGAAACAUCCAAAAGGAAAGUUCUUCCAAGAAUCGAAGCAGAAAAAAUUUGGUGCUCGUACGAGAAGAUCCGGUUUUCUCAUUCAGUGGAGUAAAGUGCCGAACAUUGUGGUUCCAGAUUUGAGAGACUUUGAGUUGAAACCUUAUGUAUCGGAAAAAGCACCGAAGAUGUUCACCCCUCCUUUGGAUAGCUCGACAGCUAAAAUAACGGAAAGGGUAAUAAGUGAUUCUGCGACCAGUCAUCAGUCCAGUUGAAUAUAACGUAAUGUUACAACUCCAAUGUAUCAUAUGUAAUAGAAAGCAGUUGUGUGACGAGUUCAUUCGUCUAGAAGGAGCUGAUAUGUAAAAUGUUCAAACACUGGCAAUCGGU
Galdieria sulphuraria is the source of this 476-nucleotide messenger RNA. RefSeq lists its product as uncharacterized. Gene Ontology annotation, cellular component: mitochondrial large ribosomal subunit. The record is from RefSeq and is a predicted model, not a curated record. Gene Ontology annotation, biological process: translation. The transcript has 2 exons. NCBI's taxonomy places the organism in Eukaryota, Rhodophyta, Bangiophyceae, Galdieriales, Galdieriaceae. Gene Ontology annotation, molecular function: structural constituent of ribosome. The coding region runs from base 20 to 361 and encodes 113 amino acids.